AUCAAUCGUGGUAAUCAUCAUAAUAAAAAACAAAGGGUUAUGUGGCGAAGGUUGAAAUAUUUUCACAUACGUUAUACAAAAAAUCUUCAACGAAUUCAGACGGGUAAUGUUUAUUCGAAAGCGUUAAUCAUAUUUUUAUUGUUGAAUAUUCCAUUCAAUUGUUAUCUAUUAAUAUUUGUUUUGUGCAAAACUAUCACAUGGAAAAUUCAAUAUCUUGCUGGUUCGAUUAUUGCCGAAGAGAUUAUCUGUAUAUUUGGAAUACACUUGUUAUUUGCUACAGCUAAUCGACAAUUUCAAAAAUCAAGUUCCAGAUUCAUGUCCAUAUUGGCCGAACAGCAUCAACAUUUCAAUAGUCACAUUGAUCUGGCUAAUCGAUUGAAAAUAAUUUACUAUGGACAAAAUUUUCAUUCAAAAAAUAAAUAUGGUUUUACAUAUGGAAAACUUGAACUAAUUUCGAUGAAUGAAUUUGUCAAAUAUUCUCUACUUUAUUCACAAAUAUUAAUGUAUAUCUAUGUUCGUAUUGUUUCAGGACGAUUAUCAAAUCAACAUUGAUGUCAAUAUAAUAAAUUCUUAUGAAUGUUAACAUGAAGAGAUUGAAAACAAUAUAU
Molecule: messenger RNA, 608 nt
Organism: Dermatophagoides pteronyssinus (European house dust mite)
Lineage: Eukaryota; Metazoa; Arthropoda; Arachnida; Sarcoptiformes; Pyroglyphidae
Source: RefSeq, a predicted model, not a curated record